Molecule: messenger RNA, 303 nt
Organism: Lithohypha guttulata
Lineage: Eukaryota; Fungi; Ascomycota; Eurotiomycetes; Chaetothyriales; Trichomeriaceae
Exons: 2
Coding region: 1-303 (100 amino acids)
Biological process (GO): GPI anchor biosynthetic process
Cellular component (GO): endoplasmic reticulum membrane; dolichol-phosphate-mannose synthase complex
Source: RefSeq, a predicted model, not a curated record
AUGACUAGAGCGACACAAACCAUUUCGUUCGCCCUUCUGGCGUGCUCGGGCUACCUUCUUCUUGCGCUUCCACUCCUUAUGGACGAGUCGCCAAUACCUUCGAUAUUGCCAACUAAACUGCAAGUCGAGAUCGUGCCCGUUCUACCAUUCUGGGCUCUCAUCUCUUUGGCGUGCUAUUUGCUGGGACGACUAGGAUGGGGUGUUCUGAACUUCAACGACACUGAGGAUGCUUACCAUGAACUCAUGGGACAAAUCGAGCAGGCAAAGAAGGAUCUGGACAAGAGGAAGGUUGGUUGGAAUUAA